Didymella exigua CBS 183.55 is the source of this 1597-nucleotide messenger RNA. RefSeq lists its product as uncharacterized. The coding region runs from base 230 to 1099 and encodes 289 amino acids. The transcript has a single exon. Lineage: Eukaryota; Fungi; Ascomycota; Dothideomycetes; Pleosporales; Didymellaceae. The record is from RefSeq and is a predicted model, not a curated record.
GGGGAAGCUACUCUUCAAUGCUGUCUAUGUUCCUAAAUUGGAACUUUUGAGAUAAUUGAAUCUGCUGUAAUUCUUGUGUCAUUAUCCGCGGACCUCGAUUCCACUGCUUUGGCUCAGAGCUAAAACUGUAACGCAAGGAGCCCAUUCCAAGCCAACAGCAGCUUUGAAAACCCUACGGCUACCCUAUUCUCAUCCCACCACAACUGCCAACCAAUUCAGCAGCACUACCAUGGAGCUCGACUUCACGAGCUUACCGCCCACAGCAGAGGGCUGCUUCUAUGUCCUCGCUACCAUUUUGGUCCUCACUCUUCCCGUCUUGACAGCCUUCUGCACCUACCAUGACUACAAGGCCUUCCUCUCGCUCGGCCCUGGAGGCACACCAUCAACACCACUCGGCUACCUGAAAGUCAAAACACUCGGCCUCAUCUCCCUGCGAGAUCCCCUCCGACCACUACCAAUCCCCCCGCAUUUCCGACCGCAGAAAGGGUACCUAGACUCGCUCCCAGCCCGGUCCGGGGAACGGCCACUCGUAGCAGGCAUAGCACCGCAACGUCAACAAACCCAGCAAAGCGACGAGGAUAUGUACGCCGGCCUCGUCGCACGAAUGCAGUCCUACACCCAAGAGCCUGCAAACUUGCUGCUCGAACGUACAAGCUGCUUCGAGAAGAACAGCUCUGGCCUCUUCGCCUCGUCCCCAAUCACACGCACCUGCGGCGGCGAAAUAUGCCACGCGCACCCCUCAGAUGGCUCCUUGCACCUCACACUGCACCCCGCAGACUCGAAGAUCAUGCUUGAGAGCGGGUGGGGUGAACGACACCCGCUGGCGAAGGGGGGCUGGUUUCGGAGGUUCGUGCCGAGGGAAUUUGUGCUGAUCUAUGCACCGAGGACGGAGGGGGAUCUUCAGGUUGUGAUGCAGAUCGUGGCGGCAAGUAUCUGGUGGGUGAGUGGGGUGGAUGUUAACGCGGAUGCUGAAGCGGGAGGGAGGCGUAGGAGUGCGGAUGUUGCGGCGAUUGGACAGGCGAUGGAGGGUAGUGAGUGCUGGGCUUGUGAGGCGCAUGCGUGUGGGACUGGGUUGGAGAAUAUGACAGGAGAUGCGUAGGAAUGUGACCGAUGGAAGACGCAUACUUGGUGCAUUCAAGGAGUAUUGCUUUGCGUUCAAGCGGGUAUCCGGCGUUCCUGGUUAUUUAUCAAGGGCAUACCUCGAGCUUCUGGCUUCAAGGCUGGUAUCCAAAUCGCAACACUGCAUACCUAGCUGAUGCUCUCCAACCUACUGCGCUGUCUCUGUUCAUUGCAGACGCUCCCUUGUCGCCCCGACCCUGACUUAGCUCCGCGAGUUGUCCCAGCUUCUACUGCUUUCCCCUUACCCACUCGUUGUACUCCUUCCUCUUCCCCUUAACAUCCCAAAACCCCCUUCGUCCCUCUCCUUUGCCGCCAAUCCCACCAUCGAGGCCCAAGAAAGCAUACGGGUCGCCCUCGCUCAAGAUCUCCUCUCCUUCUCUUGUAUAUUUGCCCUCGGGUUUCCUGCCCUCCCGAGACAUCUGACCUGCCCAGUUGGCGUAUUGAAUUGGCUUCAAUUUGUCUGCCGAGGCUACGAUGC